Exophiala bonariae is the source of this 1065-nucleotide messenger RNA. RefSeq lists its product as uncharacterized. The transcript has a single exon. The record is from RefSeq and is a predicted model, not a curated record. The coding region runs from base 1 to 1065 and encodes 354 amino acids. Lineage: Eukaryota; Fungi; Ascomycota; Eurotiomycetes; Chaetothyriales; Herpotrichiellaceae.
AUGCCGAAACUCAACAAAGCUGGGCGCAAAGCCCCAAGACCACAGCCGUAUCCGAAAAAGGAUCCUAAGAAAUCAUCAGACACCAUCAAGAACAAGAGUCACCCACAACCCGAUUCUCCCUUUCUCAAUCUCCCAUCCGAGACAAGACUAACAAUCUAUGGCUAUUUUCUCCAGACCAAGCCACACCCGCCCACAGUCAUUGAUUUCCCCGCGACGAGGAGUCAGGCUAAGGCUUUGAUUGAUGGCAAUCUAGUCGCUUCAUUCGCUUCCUUGGAGGAGUCAAGAAAACGCCACGACAGGGAAAUCUCAAUUACUAGGAAGUCCCUCAAUCUGGUCUGCCGCAAGAUUACUGCCGAAUGGUCGCCACUCUUUUAUCGUACCACCACCAUCACCGUCCACCGAGCAAAGACAAAGUGGGUCGGUUAUCAUACUGCCAGGUACUGCAAUCCGCCCAGCUUUGCCCAUGACUUCCUCCGCGUCUUGCACCCUUCAAAGCUAGCUAACAUCAAGAAGAUCGCUUAUGACGUUCCAAAGGACGAUGUACACUUUGUCGCUGACUUUCCCAAACAUCUUGUCAAAUACAUUAGCAAACUCACAUCCCUUGAGUCGCUUUCCAUUCGCUGCGAUCCUCACAAACGAGAAAGUCACCUCUGGAUUUCAACAUGUUUCAUUCAUUCACCAAAAUCUAUCGAAAUAGAUACCUGCGUCCGUCGCGAAUCUCCUGUUACGUCAAAGUGCUACUGGGAAGAUAUCGAGCUAUUCUUCCUUGGACUCGGCAAGAAUAAUACAACCUUGCCAGCCAAGAAGCUGGGCGCAGGCAUUUUUGAGGGCUGGGACCUGAAACGAACACUUUUCCUGAAGACUUUAUGGCAGCCAGAGGGCAGUAACCACUGCGGAAUGAUAGGUGAUGACGUGGAAUUCGUUUUUCAUAAACCCAAAAUGACCGCGACUGGACAAGCAACAGAAUUAACGGUGACUUCUAAGCUGUCUUUGGAAAACUGGAUGGGCAAUCUCCAGCCGGUUGACUCUCGCAACCGUAAUUAUUAUGACCGUGUAUGGUUGUAA